Messenger RNA from Molossus molossus (Pallas's mastiff bat), 1719 nucleotides. RefSeq names its product solute carrier family 10 member 1 (gene SLC10A1). The record is from RefSeq and is a predicted model, not a curated record. Lineage: Eukaryota; Metazoa; Chordata; Mammalia; Chiroptera; Molossidae. Gene Ontology annotation, biological process: bile acid and bile salt transport. Gene Ontology annotation, molecular function: bile acid:sodium symporter activity. The transcript has 5 exons. Gene Ontology annotation, cellular component: membrane. Bases 108 to 1154 code for a protein of 348 amino acids.
CUGAAACUCUGCCCUGGGAGGGGAUUGACGAAGGUGCCCAGCAGGGACUGAGCAGCGGAGGGGCCGGGUGUGCUGCUCUCUCGGCCUUCUGCUGCCGUGCCGGAGGGAUGGAGGCCCUCAAUGUGUCAGCCCCACUCAACUUCUCCCUGCCGCCCAACUUCGGCAAGCGCCCCACCGACCUGGCGCUGAGCACCAUCCUGGUGGUCAUGCUGCUCAUCAUGAUGCUCUCGCUGGGCUGCACCAUGGAGUUCAGCAAGAUCAAGUCUCACUUCUGGAAGCCCAAGGGGCUGGCCAUCGCCCUGAUGGCGCAGUACGGCAUCAUGCCCCUCACUGCCUUCGCGCUGGGCAAGAUCUUCCGGUUGAACAACAUCGAGGCACUAGCCAUCCUGAUCUGCGGCUGUUCCCCUGGGGGGAACCUGUCCAACGUAUUCAGUCUGGCCAUGAAGGGGGACAUGAACCUCAGCAUCGUGAUGACCACCUGUUCCACCUUCAUUGCCCUGGGCAUGAUGCCCCUCCUCCUGUAUAUUUACUCCCGGGGGAUCUAUGAUGGGGACCUGAAGGACAAGGUGCCCUAUGGAGGCAUUGUGUUAUCACUGAUCCUGAUUCUCAUUCCUUGCACCAUAGGCAUCUUCCUCAACAGUAAACGGCCACAAUAUGUACGCUAUGUCAUCAAGGGAGGAAUGAUCAUCAUGCUUUUGCUCAGUGUGGCCAUCAUAGUGCUUUCUGUCAUCAACGUGGGCAAGAGCAUCAUGUUUGUCAUGACACCCUACCUGUGGGCCACCUCCUCCCUGAUGCCCUUCAUCGGCUUCCUGCUGGGCUACGUUCUCUCUGCGCUCUUCCGCCUCAAUGGACAGUGCAGACGCACUGUCAGCAUGGAGACUGGAUGCCAAAAUAUUCAACUCUGCUCCACCAUCCUCAAUGUGACCUUUCCCCCUGAAGUCAUCGGGCCACUUUUCUUCUUUCCUCUCCUCUACAUGAUUUGCCAGCUUGGAGAAGGGCUGCUCCUCAUUGUCAUCUUUCGGUGCUAUGAGAAAAUCAAGCCUUCCAAAGAUAAAACAAAAAUGAUCUACACAGCUGCCACCACAGAAGAAACCAUCCCAGCAGCUCUGGGAAAUGGUACCUAUAAAGAGGGGAGCUCCCCGUACACAGCCUAGCCUCCCCCCGUGACCUGGAUUCAGGUCGGAAGGAGAUUCAGAAGACCGGUGUGGUAAACUACAAAGAAAGCAGAAAGAUGGAAAGAACACACCAGCAGUGUCUGAGUCUUUCUCCAACAUUUCCAGCAGAAACGAUCAGAAUCAUCAAAACAUCAAAAGCCUUGCCUGGAAGACGGGGAGGAGGGGGUGUUCUACCCUAAAAGCCUCACCUCAUUCCAGCUUAGAAUUUGAUACUUGUUUAAAAAAAAAAAAAAGUAAAGACUCGUUCAGUGACAACCCUAUGAAGGGAACCAAAACUGCUUCUGCCAUCUCUAGAACAGUGCCUGGUAGGCAUAUAAAAGGCACUCGAUUUCUUGUGACCGGGUGGGUCAGUUGAUUGUAGCAUUGUUCCAUACUCCAAAAGGUUGUGAGUUCGAUCCCCAGUUGGGGUGCCUCCGGGAGACAACUAAUUGAUGUUUCUCUCUCACAUCGACGUCUCUCUCUCUCUCCCCCUUUCUUCUUCUCUCUUUAAAGUCAAUAAAAACAUAUCCUUGAAUGAGGAUUUCCCCAGAAAAGGCACGUGAUU